Molecule: messenger RNA, 798 nt
Organism: Erinaceus europaeus (western European hedgehog)
Lineage: Eukaryota; Metazoa; Chordata; Mammalia; Eulipotyphla; Erinaceidae
Product: ras-related protein Rab-11A-like
Exons: 1
Coding region: 63-713 (216 amino acids)
Biological process (GO): melanosome transport; exocytosis; neurotransmitter receptor transport, endosome to postsynaptic membrane
Cellular component (GO): postsynaptic recycling endosome; transport vesicle; axon
Molecular function (GO): GTPase activity; GTP binding
Source: RefSeq, a predicted model, not a curated record
CCCCGUCCCGCCGCCGCCGCCGCCGCCGCCGCCGCCGCCGCCCCUCCGCUCCCGGCCGCGCCAUGGGCACCCGCGACGACGAGUACGACUACCUGUUCAAAGUCGUCCUUAUUGGAGAUUCUGGCAUUGGGAAGAGUAACCUCCUGUCCCGAUUUACUCGAAAUGAGUUUAAUCUCGAGAGCAAGAGCACCAUCGGGGUGGAGUUCGCCACGCGGAGCAUCCAGGUGGACGGCAAGACCAUCAAAGCGCAGAUCUGGGACACGGCCGGCCAGGAGCGCUACCGCGCCAUCACGUCUGCGUACUACCGCGGAGCCGUGGGCGCCUUGCUGGUGUACGACAUCGCCAAACACCUCACCUACGAGAACGUGGAGCGCUGGCUGAAGGAGCUGCGUGACCACGCCGACAGCAACAUCGUCAUCAUGCUGGUGGGCAACAAGAGCGACCUGCGCCACCUGCGCGCCGUGCCCACCGACGAGGCCCGCGCCUUCGCGGAGAAGAACGGCCUGUCCUUCAUCGAGACGUCUGCUCUCGACUCCACAAACGUAGAAGCUGCUUUCCAGACAAUCCUGACAGAGAUCUACCGCAUCGUGUCCCAGAAGCAGAUGUCAGACAGGCGCGAAAAUGACUUGUCUCCGAGCAACAACGUGGUGCCCAUCCAUGUCCCGCCCACCACUGAGAACAAGCCAAAGGCGCAGUGCUGCCAGAACAUCUAGGGCGCCUCUCUCCCUCUCCUAGCAGGCUGUGUACAGUCCGUUUCCCAGGUCUGAGAUUUAAAUAUAUUUGUAAUUCUCGUGGUCA